UUCUCCUUGAUUCAGAGUCCCGUGUCCGAGCUCUGAACUUUCUAGCUAGGGCUACUGACUUUUAUCUCAUAAUUAAUUAAAGAGAUAAGAGCUUUCUUGUGAGAGAGAGAGUUUUCUUCGGUGAGAAACUGAGAGAAAAGAAAAUUUCUUCUUAAAAUGUUGGGAGUAUUUAGCAGCGCGAUCGUGUCGCCUCCGGAGGAGUUAGUGGCGGCCGGAAGCCGGACUCCGUCGCCGAAGACCACGUCGACAACGCUCGUCAAUCGUUUCCUCCAGGCAAACUCCUCCGCCGUGUCCGUACAAGUCGGAGACAAUGCUCAACUGGCUUACACUCAUCAGAACGAGUCGUUUUUACAACCAAGAUCAUUUGCGGUUAAGGACGAGAUCUUCUGCUUGUUUGAGGGAGCACUUGACAACUUGGGAAGUCUCAGGCAGCAAUAUGGGCUUGCAAAAUCAGCAAAUGAGGUGAUCUUGGUCAUUGAGGCUUACAAGGCUCUUCGUGAUCGGGCACCCUACCCUGCCAACCAUGUUGUUGGUCACCUGAGUGGGAAUUUUGCUUUCAUUGUCUUUGACAAGUCUACCUCCUCCUUGUUUGUGGCUUCAGACCAAUAUGGCAAGGUUCCUCUCUAUUGGGGAAUCACUGCUGAUGGAUACGUUGCUUUUGCUGAUGAUGCUGACUUGCUUAAAGGUGCUUGUGGCAAGUCACUUGCGUCUUUCCCUCAAGGUUGUUUCUACUCCACCACAGUUGGAGGACUUAGAAGCUAUGAGAAUCCAAAGAGUAAGAUCACUGCAGUUCCUGCUGAAGAGGAAGAGUUCUGGGGUGCCACAUUUAAGGUGGAAGGGCCAGCGGUUCUUGCAGCCACAGAGUAGAAGAUGUUUCAUCCCUACUUAAUACUAAAAUGUCAAAAUCCAUCUGAGGAAAUUCAUGUGGUUGUGGAUUAAAGGCGUGAACGAGGGUCCAUGUGAAUACCUAAAUGACUCCAGUAAAAUGAACAAAGUAAGAAAAUGCUUGCGAGAAGUAAACUCAACUUCGUUUUAGCUAGCUCUUUAAUUCUCAGUACUUGCUUUUGUAUCAAAAACUUUGCCCUAGCUUUUAUCCCAUGUAAUGUACAGCUAUGGUUUGUACUCGAAGUUCAAUAAAAGUUUGUUUGAGGACUUUUAGCUAAUUUUUAAUAAAACAGUUAUGGUGGUCUGUGCAAA
Pistacia vera is the source of this 1197-nucleotide messenger RNA. RefSeq names its product stem-specific protein TSJT1-like. The transcript is spliced from 5 exons. NCBI's taxonomy places the organism in Eukaryota, Viridiplantae, Streptophyta, Magnoliopsida, Sapindales, Anacardiaceae. The coding region runs from base 157 to 867 and encodes 236 amino acids. The record is from RefSeq and is a predicted model, not a curated record.